AAGCUGGAACGCCUCGAAUCACACACGUGCUCGUGUUCUUACGCGUGUAAAAACGCCGGCCCGUAAAGUGGUUAAGAUUUGAUUAACUGCAGAGAGUGUUUGUUAAAAAUUACUGCUUCAAAAUGUUGGUUCUCUUCGAGACACCGGCUGGUUACGCUAUUUUCAAGGUUUUGGAUGAGAGUAAAAUAGAGAAAAUUGAUAAUCUUUAUCAUAGUUUUGAAUCGCCUGAAGGAGCUAGCAGAAUUCUCAAGUUGAAACAUUUUUCUAAAUUUGAGGAUACAACCGAAGCUCUUGCUGCAACUACUGCUGCUGUCGAAGGAAAAUUAUGCAAGAGUCUCAAGAAAGUGUUGAAGAAGGAGUGUGCUUCCCUUCAAGAAGAACUUGCAGUUGCAGAUGCAAAACUUGCAAACUCUAUUAAAGAAAAGUUGAAUCUUCAGUGUGUUAGUAAUUCAGCAACUCAAGAGUUAAUGAGAUGCAUACGUAGUCAGUUAGAUGGAUUAUUGGGAGAUAUUCCAAAGAAAGAAAUGACUGCUAUGGCAUUAGGUUUAGCUCACAGUUUAUCUAGAUAUAAGCUUAAAUUCUCACCCGAUAAAGUAGAUACAAUGAUCAUUCAAGCUAUUGGUCUUAUGGAUGAUAUUGAUAAAGAAUUAAAUAACUAUGUUAUGAGAGUUCGAGAGUGGUACGGAUGGCAUUUCCCUGAACUUGGAAAAAUUGUGACCGAUAAUUUGGCUUUUGUAAAAACGAUCAAAACAGUUGGUACACGAGAAAAUGCCAUUAACACAGAUUUAUCAGACAUUCUUCCUGAAGAUAUUGAAGAAAAUGUGAAACAGGCUGCUGAAAUUUCCAUGGGAACUGAAAUCUCAGAAGAUGAUAUAAGAAACAUCUUACGUUUAUGUGAUCAGAUAAUUGAUAUGACUGCAUACAGAGCACAUCUUUAUGACUAUCUGAAGGCACGCAUGAUGGCCAUAGCGCCAAAUCUGUCUGUUCUCAUUGGAGAUCUUGUUGGAGCUCGUCUUAUAUCUCAUGCUGGUUCACUCAUAAAUCUUGCUAAACAACCUGCUUCAACUUUGCAAAUUCUUGGUGCUGAAAAGGCUCUUUUCCGAGCUUUAAAGACAAAAAAAGAUACUCCUAAAUAUGGUCUUGUGUAUCAUUCAGCACUUAUCGGUCAAGCUUCAACUAGAAAUAAAGGUAAAAUGGCAAGAAUGUUAUCAGCUAAAGCAUCACUGUGUGCAAGAGUUGAUGCUCUUGGUGAAGAAGUCACUUAUGAGAUGGGUGCUGAACACAAAGUUAAGUUAGAAUCAAGGCUGAGAUUACUUGAGGAAGGUAAUAUUCGCAAAAUCAGUGGAACUCCAAAAGCUAAAGCUGCAUUCCAAAAGUUCCAUGCCAAGAGUGAAAUAGCUGAAUAUCCAGUUGCUGCAGAUUCAACUAUCAAAAGUGAGGUACCAGACAGGAAACCUUUGAUUGAAGAAAUCAAAGAAGAAAAAGAUGUAAUAGAGGAGGAAGUAAAAGAAAAGGAACAAAAUGGAGAUGAUGUAGAUGAAGAAGAAACAAAAAAAAAGAAGAAGAAGAAGAAGAAGAGGGCCAUGGAAGAAGUAGAAGUAAAAGUUGAAGAAGUAGAUGUUAAAGUUGAAGAGCAAGAAGAGAAUGAUGGAGAGCCAAAAAAGAAAAAGAAGAAGAAGAAGCACUAAAAGUUAUGAACUAUAAUAUUUUUUCUAGUCUUUCAUGACAAUUUACAACAAUAUGUGAUUGUAUAAUAAUGAUCAUACAUAAUUUAUAAAUACAUAUUGUGUGUACAUAUAAAUGCAUAAUAGUAAAUAUGUUCAACAAUUAAUACAAUACCGGUUGACAUGUUUAUGUCAGUAUAAUAGAAGUGCUACAGGAACAGUGCAUUGUAAUUGAAACAUUACGCUGUUAAUUACUUGCGCUUUAAUAAACAUACAAAAGAUAUACUUAUUUAUGUACUUUCAUUUCAUAUUUAAAUUUUGUGCGUAUGUGCAUGAAAAAAUAUUAUAUUCAAGAUUAAGUUGGAAAUGUGCCUGUAAUGAAUGAAUGAAGAAUACAUUAUGCAUAAUGCAUAUGUGCGAAUCAUUAAAAUACCUUGAUAUACAUAUGUUAUAACAGGAUGCUAUUGAUAUUAAUACAGAUGAAGUGAUAUAUGGAUAGAGUUUUAUAUAAGACCACAAGAUUAUAAAAUUACUCAAUUUAAGUGAAAAAUCUAGGGAACUAUAAUAUUUAUUUAUAAUGUUAAAAAGUAUAAAUUAAAAUGAGUGUAAAAGCAGUAUUUUGACACUAUAUAAAUAUAUAAGAUGAGAGAAAGAUGAA
This is a messenger RNA of Trichogramma pretiosum, 2322 nucleotides long. Its product is annotated as nucleolar protein 58-like. Lineage: Eukaryota; Metazoa; Arthropoda; Insecta; Hymenoptera; Trichogrammatidae. Gene Ontology annotation, cellular component: box C/D methylation guide snoRNP complex; small-subunit processome. Gene Ontology annotation, molecular function: snoRNA binding. The coding region runs from base 123 to 1688 and encodes 521 amino acids. The record is from RefSeq and is a predicted model, not a curated record. The transcript is spliced from 4 exons.